This is a messenger RNA of Phascolarctos cinereus (koala), 5085 nucleotides long. The record is from RefSeq and is a predicted model, not a curated record. Lineage: Eukaryota; Metazoa; Chordata; Mammalia; Diprotodontia; Phascolarctidae.
CCUGCGGGCGGGGGACGGGAAACACGAACCGGCCAAUAGCGCCGCACCACGCACCCCGCGCGGCCAAUGGGAAGCAGAGGUAGGGGGAGGAGGCGGCGAUCCGCCAAUGACAGCCCUCCAGGUGAGGGGCCCGAGGACCGAAGCGUGGCUCCAGCUGAUUGGCUCACGAGAGCUACGUUGCUCUCGGCCAAUCACCAGACUCCGCGGGCCCCUAGCUCGGGCGGCUCCGACGUCGGAGGAAGGUCGACCAAUGAGCGCUAGCUCAGGCAGCCUCCCUCCUCCCCCUUUCCUUAGGGUCGCGCUCCGGAAGCACUUCUGGAUCCUUCCUCGACAGCAUUUACUCCGUUACUAGGGGAAACGGUGUCCAUGGCAACACGUUCUUCGCUUUUCCUCCCCGAAGAAUACAUUGAGAGUCGUAUAAGGCUCCCAGUUCGGCAAGUCCCAGGUUGUUUCAACUCUGACCUCUCUAUCGAUUGUAAGUUGCUAAGCAAGAAAUGAACUAUAUUGGGAAAGAAGUUUAACUUUGCUGGUGCCAAAUGUUAUUGGGGGAUGUCUCAGAAGUAUUGACAACGAAGAGCCAAGUCACCUUGCAUUUCCUCUGAGUCCAACUGUGUGAAUUCUUGAGCCACAUGAAAUGUUUCAGAAGCCAAUUGAAAUAAUGGAGAAGAGUCCUCAGUCUGUCUCAAAGCCCCAGCCCCCCAUCCAGCCUUAUGUAUGUUCCACAAUAAAGGAUUUCCAAGAAGAAAGAGAUUUUUUGGCAAACAACAUCUUCCCCCAGCUUAAUGAACUCUGCGUUUCCUGGGGGACGUAUUUCAAGGCUAUUGACCUGAGGUGGCCAGCAUCUGAGGCACAUGACCCUCUCUGCCCUAACUUUCAUAGGCCGUACUGCAGCCUGCAAUCCCAGCAGCUGAAGCUUUGCCUUGAUUACAUCAACAACUCGUUCCCUUUUUUCCUUUGCAUGCUGGGCCAGACCUAUGGCGAAUUCCUCCAUGAGGAUACAAAUUUCCUGCCCACUGGCACCCCCGACCUGCCAGGGCUCUCCAAGGUGGAAAAGACCCUAUAUGUUGCAGCCCACAAUGGCUACCCUUGGGUCCUGGAGAAUUUCACCUGCAGCCUCACAGAGCUGGAAGUGAUCCAGGCGGCCUUUAUGAAGGAUUCCCAGUUUCAGUAUUACUAUUUUCGGACUGGUACCAUGCUACUGAAAGCAUUAGAACAGGAAAAGGGAAAGAUUACCUGUCCACAAUCCCAGCAGAAGGAAUACGAGAAACGGCGGAUCGGUGAGCUCAAAGCCAAGAUUAUUAGCAAAGGGCUUCCGGUCAGGUUUUACAGAGAUCUCCACGAGUUAGGCCAAUUGGUUUUCAAAGACUGGUCAGCUGUGAUAGAAAAGCUUUACCCUGCUUCCAUUCUGCCAGAAAAUGUAGACCAUGAGCACAACUUUGAACGUUCUUAUCAUGAAGCUUUUACUGUAAAGUGCCAGAAGAUGUUUGUGUUGUCUAAAGAAUCGAAACAAGCAUUUGAAGCUUUGGAAAAAUUUGUGAUGAAGGAUCCUCAAAAUGAGGCGGGCAGACAGGAAUCCGGCAGCUCUCUGGAAUCUGUCCUCAGAAUCAGGCCUAUUGUACCAACCAAGUCAAUUUUGCUUCUGUCUGGAGAACGUGGCUGUGGGAAGUCAACACUGAUCGCAAGCUGGGUGAAUUCUUUCAGAGAGAGAAAUCCCAACACGUUACUAAUCCCUUAUUAUGUAGGAAGCAGCUGUGACCGUAGUGACAUCAUGUCCGUGAUGCAUUACUUCAUCACUGAAUUACAGUACAAGCAAUUUGGUACUCAGAUUGAAACUGAUCUCAUUAACGAAGACUCCAAAGUAUGGGUUUUUUCACUUCUCGUAGACAUAUUCUUAGCCUCCAUCAGUUUAAGGCCAUGUAUAUUAGUACUAGAUGGAAUUGAAGAAUUGAUUGGUGUUUAUGGAAUUUCAGGACAGAAGGCAAAAGACUUUUCCUGGCUGCCCCCCUCCAUUUCCCCUAAUUGUAAGUUCAUCAUGAGUAUGGUAUCCUCCAGUCUCUCUUACAAAUCACUGUGUGCCCGAUCAGAUGUAAAAACAGUGGAGCUGACCAUUGCCUCCGAUGAAAACACAGUUAUCAGAAUUUUUGAACAGUAUCUCACGGUGCCUCACAAAAACAUUUUUUCCUAUCAAGAGAAACAUAGCUCAAGAAAAAAACCAUGCCUAAGUCCUUUGAAAGUUGCAAUCUUGGCCAAUGAGUUUCAAGAAUGUCGACUGUACCAAAACGAGUCGGAAUGUAUUCAGAAAUACCUGGAAGUGCUUUCUAUCCAGGAACUAUGGGAAUUAAUUCUCAAGCGAUGGGUUGAGGACUGCAGUUAGAUUAUCAAACCCAAAAAGGUGGUAUCACCUCUACCAGACUCUAAAAGCCGACUGAAUGGCUGGGUGGUGGACACGUUGUGUCUGUUGAGUGUCUCUCAUUGUGGACUGACUGAUGUCGAGCUACUCCAGCUUUUGGACAUACUGGGCUAUAAGAAUCAUUACAAAGUCACCACCUCCCAUUGGGCGGCCUUUCGCUUGGCUACUGAGCAGUGGGUCCAAGAGAAGCCGAAUGGCCGACUGCACUUCUGUCAUCAGUCUCUGCGACAAGCAGUGGAGCACAAGCUGCUUCGUGUAAUCACGCCCGUCAGAGAAAGCAGUCCAUAUUCCUUUCAGAACCCCGUGAAUUGCAAGAAAACAAAUUUACAUCGGAUCUUGACUCAGUUCUUCCAGGGACAAAGCAGCUUUUGGAGAGCGUAUGCAGAGUUGCCGUGGAAUCUGAAAAUGAGUGGCAACUGGGAGGAGCUAUGUAAUUUUCUCACAAACCCCAAAACCCUGGCCAGACUAUCUCAAACCACAAAACCAACCUUCUGGAUAAAGCUCCAUCUUAUCCAUUAUUGGAAUGUGUUAGCGGAAGCUGGAUACGAUACAACAGGGGCCUACCUAAGUAUGGUGAAAAAAAUGAUAACGUACAAGACGUACAAAAUAAAAGAAAGGCAUACAUGGACAGAAUUGAAUUGCAAAAUUUCUGACAUCACAACCAGUGAGAAAUGCCAACUGAUCUGCUUUGUUGCAAGAUUUUUGAAUUAUCUGGGCAGGACCAAUGAUGCUGAAGAACUGUUCAUUACAGCUGAGGACUUGUUGAUAAAGCAUGACUUGGAAUCAGAAACGCUCAUCAAAGUACAGCUCGGCUUGGGAGAGCUCUAUUUAGAAAUAGGAUCCUUACAGAAGGCUUUUUUUUUUUGCCAAAGAGCAUGGGUCACAUGGAGACAAUUGACACCAAGUGGCCUACACAAUCUGGAAAGACUGAAGCAGAAAGGCAGGGUGUUACAUUACCUGGCAAAGACAAUGAGGCAAGGAUCUGUGAAAGAAAAUCACUUGCUAGAGAAUACUGUUGACCUCACAAUGCACCUUUGUUGUAGCCCAUAUGAUUUUGCUCUGCUGAGAUGCACAGAAGGUAUUCUAAAAUCUCUUACUGGGAACUUUUCUGUUGCGAAAUUGAAAUUUCAAGAAUGUUUAAAUAUCUGAAAAAAUUUGUUUGGAGAGAAUCAUUUCUUAGUUGGAGAAAUUAAGGAAUAUUUGGCAGAUUUAAUAAGUGGCUCUAAAAAGACUGAAAAAUUUCAAAGGAAACAUGCAAUUGAGUAUUACAGAGGAGUGAUAAACAUAAAAGAAAACAUGGAACUCUUGACCAACUCCUUCCAAGUGAAAAAGCAGCUUAAUAUCAGCCUCAGCAAUGUCUUGUGUAAAUUAGGUCAAUUGAUGAAAAGUGAUGUUUCUACUCAGUCCGAACAAGAGGCAACUGGAUUUUUGCAGCGGGCACUGGAUUUAAGAAUUAGUUACCUGGGGCCUUCUCACUCUUCCACCUCAGAGCUCCUCCGCCUUGUGAGGGAGCUUGAGAGAAAAAGCCAAAAUAAAGGGAAUGUUCAAGGCCGGAGCUCCAGCCAUGACAAUUUCAAGGGGAACUUAGUGCAGGAGAAAAUCUCCAAGGGGAAGUUGGAGUACCACUGGCCUCAGAAUUUCAGCACUCUAAAAUCUCCGCUCAGCAGCAGCGCCGCUAAGCUGCAGAGGGCCGUGAGCCUGGACUCCUACAAAGUCUUAGAGGAUAGUAGCAUGAAGGGCGUCUUAGGGAAAGGGCAGAAGAGCAUGAGAUUCAUUACCUGCAGCCCAGCAAAGGAGAUCAUUAAGCAGCAGGUGCAAAACAACGUGGAAAUAUGGAGCUGUCGAGAGGACGCCUCGUUGAAGAAAGAGAAAGAUGCAUCUGGGAAGAAAACAGCUUUCAGCAGCCCAGAGAACAUGUUAAAAUCUCCAAAAAGGGCAUCUUCAGCUCUCUCAUAUAACUGGUGCCCGCAAACACCCAUCUCAGAGCCUUUUAAUGCUGUUGGCUCCUUGGAAAUUCCUUGCAGGCCACAGACUUCACCAGAAAAUCAGCUCUUUCAGAAAUCAGGAAGACAUAUAAUUUUCCAUAAACCCUCUCCACCCAAAAGACAGCAAAAUGAUAUGAGAAUGUUGAAAAAACUGAAUGACAAUAAUAAGCAAUAAAGACUGUUGUAGGCAACAUCUACCAAACACACCCAUGCUCCUUCAAGAGUGACUUUAUUUCUAUGCAUCCAUGUGCCUCUUUGUCUUAAAACAGUUGGAGAAAAUAAAGAGGAAUCUUAAUGCUUUGAUAAAGCUCAUAACUGGUGGCUUACUUAUGUGGUCAUUAAAACUCUCCAGAAUGUUGGUUUCACAGAUUUUAGCCAAAAAGAAUUAGGAGGAUCUUUUAUAAUCCCUAAGUAUACUAAUGUAAAUGGAAUUAUAGGGACCUUAUGGAAUGUUUUACCCUAGGAGUUAUAUUCUGGGGUAAAAUAUUAAAGAAACAUGAUCCAAAUGUUCAUUUGUAGAAGGUUAUGUCGCUGUGGCCUAUAUAGCAUUUUGGAAGUUGUGAAUGAAUUUUCAAAACAAUGUCAUGAUUAUCAAGAAAUAGGGAAAAAAAAUCCUAGAUUUAAACAAGAGUGAACUACAAUCUGGGCAACCAAGUGGUGCAGUAGAUAGAGUACUGGGCCUGGAAGUCA